Spea bombifrons (plains spadefoot toad) is the source of this 3057-nucleotide messenger RNA. RefSeq names its product zinc metalloproteinase-disintegrin-like batroxstatin-2. Lineage: Eukaryota; Metazoa; Chordata; Amphibia; Anura; Pelobatidae. Bases 123 to 2516 code for a protein of 797 amino acids. Gene Ontology annotation, cellular component: plasma membrane. Gene Ontology annotation, biological process: proteolysis. Gene Ontology annotation, molecular function: metalloendopeptidase activity. The record is from RefSeq and is a predicted model, not a curated record. The transcript is spliced from 25 exons.
UUGUUGAGUAACCUGUUUGCUCAUGUCAGGAUCUGGUUAUAAACUCAGAGAAGAGCCUCAGAUCCAAGCACUUUGUCAGUCACUUUCACCAGAGCAAGAUCCCAGCAAGACAGAUCUCCAUAAUGCUGCCCCCCAUGCUGGUCCUUCUUGGGUUCCUCAGCCUCCAGGUUCUAGCAUCCGAUCGGAUCCCCCCUGGACAGAAAUACGAGGUUGUCUUGCCACGUAAACUUCAUACACAGCACAAAAGAGAUACACAGAGUAAGCAUCCCGACCUGGUACAGUAUGGACUAGAACUGGAGGGACAACCCUUUGUUCUACACCUUGAGAAAACAGAGGGCCUGAUAUCCGAGAAUUAUACAGAGACGAGUUACCUGCCAGAUGGCACGCCAGUCACGAACAGCCCUCGGCUCCAGGAUCACUGCUACUACCACGGACACGUGAAGAACGACAGCGAUUCAGCGGCCAGCAUUAGUACAUGCAGCGGAUUAAGUGGGGUUAUUGUGACACGCGGCCGGCGGUUCUUGAUCGAGCCUUUGAAGUUGACAGACACGGAAGAACAUGCCGUGUUCCAGGCUCCAGAAGAGCCCCCCAAAACCUGCGGAGUGACCAACACCACCUGGUUGGAAGGAAAGUCUUUCAAGUCAUCCCGUAGCAGCGGUGCCGAGAAACAAGCAUUCUUACGGUCACAGAAAUAUGUGCGCCUGUACAUGGUCGCAGAUAACACUAUGUUUGUAAAAUACGACCGCAGCGCAGAAACUGUUAAAAAGAGAAUCUUUGAGAUUGUUAACUAUGUCAACUUGGUGUAUAAAGCCAUAAAUACUUUUGUGGCUCUCACUGGGAUGGAAAUCUGGGAGAAAAGUGACCAGUUUCAAGUUGUCCCCUCGGCAUCUGUAAAUCUGGAUAGGUUUUCUUCCUGGAGGAAAGAACGCCUCUUGCCGAGGAUAGUACAUGACAAUGCCCAGUUUAUCACGAAUACAGACUUUGAUGGUGCUACGGUUGGACUGGCAUACGUGGGCACCAUGUGCAGCGAAACUCAUUCCACGGGGGUUAUCCAGGAUCACAGUAAGCCACCUAUCUCAGUAGGGGCUACGGUGGCGCAUGAGAUGGGACACAACCUGGGGAUGAAUCAUGAUAGCAGCUCCUGCACCUGUGACGCUGAAUCCUGCAUCAUGUCAGCCAGCCUCAGUUAUAAAACUCCGAAGUUCUUUAGUAGCUGCAGCCACCAGAACUUCAAAGACUUUAUCUACGAUAAAAUGCCACAGUGUAUGAAGAUCUCUCCCCUGAAAACGCAUAUCCAGACACCGCCAGUGUGUGGCAAUAAGUUUACGGAGCUGGGGGAAGACUGUGACUGCGGCACAGAGGAGGAAUGUACCAAUCCUUGCUGUGAUGCCGCCACCUGCAGACUCAAAGCCACAGCUCAGUGUGCGGAAGGAGAAUGCUGUAAAGACUGCCAGAUUAGGGACGCAGGAGAUAUAUGCAGACCUGCCAAGGAUGACUGUGACCUGGCGGAUAUGUGUGACGGGAAGUCUGCCUUCUGUUCCUCUGAUCGUUACAAAGUCAAUGGAUUUUCGUGCAGAAGCGGAGAAGGAAGCUGCUACAACGGGAAGUGUCCCACUCUACAGAGUCAGUGUACUGCGCUGUGGGGAGCAAGUUCUCAGACGGCAGUCAAUUCCUGCUUCAAUGUGAAUCAAAGAGGCACUAACUAUGGGUACUGUUUGAAGUCUGAGGGCACAUACGUUCCAUGUGAAGCCAAGGAUGUUAAAUGUGGGGUACUUUAUUGUUCUGGUGGUGCUGACAAUCCCAAUCUUUAUGCUUCUGUUGCUGCAUUUUCAAACUGCAAAGCAGUUCUGCAUCCAAACGGAAUGGUUGAGAAUGGAACAAAGUGUGGAGAUGGAAUGGUCUGUUACAGCGGGAAAUGCGUUACCACUGAAAGUGCGUUCAAAUCCACAAACUGCUCAUCCAAGUGCCCAGGACAUGCGGUUUGUGACCAUGAGCUUCAAUGUCGGUGUCAGGAGGGAUGGGCGCCCCCGACCUGUGACACGGCUUCAAGUACCAAUAUUAUCAUCAUCGUGGUGGCGGUCAUUCUUGCCGUUGCUCUUCUGCUUGGUCUUGUGUUAAUGGUGGUGUUCUGCAGACGGUCACGACGCAGGAAGCAGAGUUGUUCUCCACCUACUAUAUCUGGUGCGACCAACCCAUCCUUUGGCCCUCAGGUUCAGCAACAACAGUCUGGUUUCCACGUGUCAACACCUGAGCUCACUACCCGGAACCUCCUGCACCCACACCCAUCACCACCGGCAAAUUCACAGAAGCCACAGAUCUCAUUCACCGGUGGGGACUCGUCCCGGCGCCUCAGCCGAGAUGGUUACCAAGGUCCCCAAUAUUCUGUGGCCUCCAGAAAGGUUCUGUUUGAGAGCAAGCCAACGAGGCCAACCACUGCUCCACCGCCUGUACCUCCGGUCAAACCAGCGGUUCCUCCACCUCCGCCACAGGCACUGAAGCCUCCAGUUCAAAAUUAACACCGACCCUGAAACAACCAACAAGCGCUCGGACAGUCUAGCUAUGCAUAGACUGGCUUUAUGAGUCCUCGGUGGACUGAUCCUUGUUAAAAUGGCUGCACUUCCUCCAGUGGUCAGAGGACUGAGAUGGACAAAAGGCCCCGUCAUCCUUCAAUUUUUAACAAGUUCGCACUGCGGAGAGGGAAAACUAUUUUCAGCAGAUCCGAUAUACCUACUGAAAAAACUUCCAUAGCUUAUCUACUGCCAGGAUCUACAGCCAGGGAGACAUAGUAUCGAUCCUUAUCAUAUAUCAGAGAGAUGGACGUAUAGAUGGAUGUAUAGAUCUAUAAAAUAUCUGGCAACCCCCCCCUGCUUUACUGUAAAACGGGGGCAGAAGUGCUAACUAUAGAGCAGUCAACAAAAUAUAUACCACAAUAGUCCAGACAUUUUUCUUUAAUAAAUAUGGAAGAACUUGCACUAAUAUCGCUUCAUAAUGCUGUUCAGGUUUCAGUUACCCCCUCCCCAUCUCCCUUUAUUGCUACGUUGACUUCUGUCAACCCUC